Dermochelys coriacea (leatherback sea turtle) is the source of this 2377-nucleotide messenger RNA. RefSeq names its product chromosome 9 C3orf33 homolog (gene MISO1). The record is from RefSeq and is a predicted model, not a curated record. The transcript is spliced from 6 exons. NCBI's taxonomy places the organism in Eukaryota, Metazoa, Chordata, Testudines, Dermochelyidae. Bases 668 to 1387 code for a protein of 239 amino acids.
UCUCCUGUGGAAGGGCCCUGGCAGGGAGGCUCCCUCAGGGGCCGCUCCGCCCCGCUGUUCCCGGCACCACCUGCCCUCGGGGCCCUAUACCCUGCGCCCGGAGCCUGGCGUGCCGCGGCCCCGCGAGCUCAGCCCUUCGGCCGGCUACGCCGCUGAGAUCCCCGCACAGGCAGGAGGCGGCUGGCAGGGCCCGGCUGGCUCCUGGGCGGAGGGAGCGGGACACGUGACGCGUCCCGUCCUGGGGAGGGAGGAGCGAUGCCGGGGCCCCCCCUGCCGCUGGCCAGAUGAGCUCCCUCCGCCUUGCGGCCGGUCACUGGCCUGGGCGCGGGCGCCUCCGAGCCCGCUCCCGUUCCAGGGAGUCGUUCCCCCUUCGCCGGCAGCCCCGGAGCGUUGGGGGCCGCCCCGCGCUGUUUCGGGGGUAGAGGGCACAGGCCGGGACAGUUGAGGUGUCCACCGCUGAAAUGGCUGGGCCCCAGUUGGCUUGGAGCUUGUGAGGCUAGGCAAAGCCCACCCGUUCCCGUGACAAGCGUCACCAGAUGCACCAUGGCUCAAGAUUCAUCCCUCUUUCUCCUCCGCUAUCUCCUCGGGCUUUGAAUCAGUUCACUGGUCGUCAGAAGAUUAUCUGAUGACAAAUAAACUAGCGAUGUAAAACGUUAACCGGUAUCGCAUGGAACGGCUACAUUCAGUGCUUGAUUACAACUGUGAAACGUUUACUUUCCAUCUUGUAAGCAAUGGCAGCAUUUGGAACAUUAGCACUGGAAUGGCAAUAGCUGGAGUCAUUUUAUUUGCAAAGAGUAUUAAAUUGACAACAAAAUUUACGAGUGCUUUGGAUAUACCAGUAGAAUUUAUAGAAAAGAAUGUGAAACUACGAGGAAGGUUAUGUCACGUAACUGAGAAAGGACUAGAAGUUGAACAUGUUCCCAUUAGCCUUCCUUUCCUGUCAUCAUUACAGAGAAAAUGGCAAUCAAAUGGUGUUUUGCUGGUCAGACUUGCUGGAGUGGAGCUGACACCAAAUGCUAUGGCCUGGUUAAAGGAAGAGUUAAAACCUGCACAAAUGAUGUGGUUCCAGCUUCUUGGAAGGGAGGAUUUGGUGCUUGAUUGCCUCAUUUUAGUAAAUAAGGGUAGAUUUUUCAGUGUGUGCCUGAAUGAAGAGAUCUUGAGACAAGGGCUUGGCAAAACGACACGUAUUGAAGGACUACAUCAUGACUCUCCAUUAUACUGGAAGCUUCACAAAAGACUACUUCAAGCAGAACUAAAAGCCCUGAAGAAAAAUAAGGGAAUAUGGAAAGAAGAAAGUUACAUUGAAAAACUUAAAGAUCAUAUAAGUAGUAAUAAAUUUGUACAGAAGUUAAAACAAUUUGCAAACUGGCUACGAAUACGUAUUUAAAAGUGAAAUGGGAAGGACUUAGAUGGAAAAAUGCUAUUUGGACGUGGAUGAGUGUCUCUUUGGUGUGUGCUUUUUUAUUAACAAUGAGCUUAAGAAAGGAAAGCCUGAGCCUUGAUUUUUGAGGCUCCUUCCUCAAGGAAAAAUAUAGAAAAUAGUCCUAGUAAUAUCACUUAAAGAGAUGUUUAAAUAUAGUUUAAUUCCUGUAUAAGAAUAAACUUCAGCAUGAUGAUGCCUGCUAAAGUGUGUUAAGGCUAACAUUAUUCAAAUAUAGGAGCCUAAAGUUAUGCUUCUAAAUCCUUAAUUUAGGCUCCUAAAUAAGUAGUCAAAUUUUCAAGAGUGCUGAACACCCAGAUGUCCCUAUUUACCUAAGUGGAAAUGACUGAAGAUCCUAUUUUUGAAGAUCUAAAAUAUUCAUGUCACACUUUACUUACAUUGCAGUGGAAUAUAAUAUGUAGGAAGACUGCUUGAAAACUGAAUAUUAAUUAUUAGAUAUCACCUAAAGAAAAUAACUUUCCAAUACUUCUGCUUUCUUGGACCUUUGUUGUACAUAAGUAUUUUUGUUUGAGUCCGAUAUAAGGGAACAUAUAUGUACUAUGUUUACUAUUUGUGCGUUUUAAAAGUUUAACAUGUUGAAUAACUAGUUCUUCUAAUAACUAGUAAUUAAUAGAAAAGGUGAAUUUACACAGCUGAUCUUAAAAAGAAGAAUGUAGAGAAGCUCCUAACCACAAGAAUUUAAAUUUUGAAACACAGUAGGUGAGCAUAAGUUAGUAUAUCAAUAAACUACUUAUUUGCUUGUAGUAUAAAUAAUUUUUUUUAUAUAUUUGUAAAGAGUUGCACAAUUUAAAGAUUAUAAUCUGGUGGAAGUGACCUUUUGAAUAUUCAUUGUUUGUUUCUGUAUCUAGGUUAAAUCAAGUGAAUUAGACAUGUUUUAUAGUCAAGAGCACUAAACUCUGUGCAACCUUAAAAAUUAAACAUGGCACAUUAAAUGUC